Molecule: messenger RNA, 816 nt
Organism: Eurytemora carolleeae
Lineage: Eukaryota; Metazoa; Arthropoda; Copepoda; Calanoida; Temoridae
Exons: 1
Coding region: 1-816 (271 amino acids)
Source: RefSeq, a predicted model, not a curated record
AUGUUGAAGUUUGCUGACGAUACUAAAUUAGGGAAUGUAGCCAGGGACUACGCAGAUAUUGAACAUCUUCAGAAAACCAUUGACGAACUUUUGGUUUGGGCUGAUACAUGGUGCAUGUCAUUUAAUACUGCAAAAUGUAAAGUACUUCAUUUGGGCAGGAAUAAUAAUAGACAUGUCUAUAAUAUGAAUGGUAUUGACCUACAGGCAGUUGAAACUGAACGCUAUAUUGGAGUCCUUAUAAGCAGUAACUUGAAACCCUCACAACAUUGUACUCAAGCAGCAAUUAGGGCGUCUGCUAUCUUGACACAAAUCUCCAGAGCCUUUAUGUACAGAGACAGAAAAACGUUUCUUAACCUAUACAAGCGGUUUGUAAGAUGCCAUCUGGAAUUUGCAGUCCCUGCCUGGUCCCCAUGGCUAGCCCAAGACAUUGAAGUUUUAGAGAAGGUCCAACGCAGAGCAGUGAAUAUGAUUGUAGGAUUGACCGGUAGGACAUAUGAGGACAAACUUUCCGAACUGAAUUUGACCUCACUCUCUGACCGCAGGAUAAAGUUUGACCUAGUGCAGACAUACAAGAUCCUAAAUGGCAUUGAUCGAGUAAGCCCAGAUAUUUGGUUCAAAACUGUAGAACAAAACAAUAGGCUCACAAGAAUCACGUCCUACAGUAAGAAUUUGGUUGCUGUACGUUCAAGGACAGAUAUCAGGAAAAAUUUCUUCUCGAAUAGAGUUGUCAACCUAUGGAAUAACCUACCGACAGAUAUAAAAGACUCAAGGACGGUUAAAAUCUUCAAGAACAAAUUAGAACCAAUGAGAUUCUAA